AUGGAUUUUGAAUCCCCGCCACCUUCCACCAGUUUGGUCAAUUGUUGUGAUUGUGAGUGUGGUUGUUCGAUGAUGAACCGGUCAUAUUCGGGCACAUGGCUUCGUACUAUGAAGCGCAAAUUUGAUGAAUAUGAGGAAAGCAAUGCGUGUGUGAUUCCGGGUCUUAGCUCUUCCCAUGUCGCACGUGUUGAAAUUGGAAAUGAGUGUAUUGUGUUGCGAGAAAUGGUUAGCAGCCAACAACAGACAAUUGUGGAUCUUUCUAUUGAAUUGGAGGAAGAGAGAAAUGCGGCCUCAUCAGCUGCGAAUGAGGCUAUGUCAAUGAUUUUGAGGUUACAAAGGGAAAAGGCUGAAAUUCAAAUGGAGUCUCGGCAAUUCAAGAGGUUUGCCGAGGAGAAAAUGGCGCAUGAUCAACAGGAGUUUUUUGCUUUGGAGGAUUUUUUGUAUAAGAGAGAGCAAGCCAUUCAGUCACUCACCUGUGAGGUUCAGGCCUAUAAACAUAGGUUAAUGAGUUAUGGGUUUACAGAGGCUGAGGCAGAGGGAGGAGAAAGAGGUGGAAUGAGCCGAAAUAAUAGUGUUGUUGAGAACCUUGAUGGGCAGUUUGAUUUUCCCUCAUAUGAUUAUCCUCCUCUCAAGUGCAAAGUGAAUGAGACCUUAGUUUAUUCCGAAGUUGACAAUGGAGACGUAGAUGUCGAGAAAUAUGCAUUUGGUGAGACCCCACGUUCUUUGAAGGAUUUGGAAUACCGCAUCAAUCAACUGGAGAGAAGUCCAAGACACAUUCAGCCUGAUGGUGAUCUUCUCGGUGCAAAACACAUGCUUGAAAAGGUGAUAGUUGGUCAGUCUCCCAGGCGACCUAGGCAUUGUAGAAGGUUUUCUACUGAUAGUUGUGUUUCACCCUUUGUGACGGUAAGAGAGACGGGCUCAUUUUUUGACACUGAUUCCCCUACCCAUCUUGCUGCCAGCACUAAGAAGAUGGAAUACACACAGACAGAGGACUGUUCUAAUCUGAAAAAGGCAGAUAAUACAUCUGAAGUUGGAGAUGACACGAGUGACAGAAUUUAUACCAUUGAUUCUGUUCACAACGGGGCGUAUAGUGGCAUUGCAGAGCCAAAAGCUUUUGUUGGAAUAGGUGAUGACUAUAUGACUACUCCAAGAGAGUCACUGAAUUAUGUGAAUGUGGAAGAUCCGGAGAUCACGAAGUUAUACAUGAGGCUUCAGGCCCUUGAGGCAGAUAGAGAAUCAAUGAGACAGGCAAUCAUUUCGGUGCGGACUGAUAAGGCCCAAUUGGUAUUAUUGAGGGAGAUGGCUCAACAUUUAUGUAAAGAAAUGUCGCCUGCAAGAAGUAUGCCAGUAAGGAAACCAUCUCUUAUUGGGAGCUUUUCCUUCAUGUCGAUAUUCAAGGAAAUAAUUGGAUUAGCAGGAGUACUUUUGUUGCUUGGAGAAGAUAUAGUGGAAGGCCCACUAUUGCUCUUGGAUCGUGUGCUUUGUUUUUUGGAGAAAGAAAGCACGGCGAAGCAAGUACAUGUUUGGGCGAUCUUCCAACAAGGUGGGAUUACUAAUGCUUUUAGACAAGGGAACUCGUGUGGGGCAGUGGAGAUGUCUUUCAAGUACGCAAGUGUGAAAUCUGCGGAUCGUGGGAUUCUUUUACGCUUUUCCUCUGCCUGA
Molecule: messenger RNA, 1662 nt
Organism: Ilex paraguariensis (yerba mate)
Lineage: Eukaryota; Viridiplantae; Streptophyta; Magnoliopsida; Aquifoliales; Aquifoliaceae
Source: the annotation of a GenBank genome assembly